AUGUUAAAGAUACAGGAGCCCUGUCCUCCUUUUCAUAUAGUCACCCUAUGCAUGCAUUAUCCACGGUUUCCUUGGAAUGAGGUACUGGAGGCUUACAGUCAUUUUUUGGUGAUGUAUGGUCUGUAUGUACACAGAUAGCCGUCUGCCAGGUAUGCUUUAGGAUGGACAGGGCCGGCACUACCAUUAGGCCAAUUAGGCAGCUGCCUAGGGCGCAGACCUCAGAGGGGCGCAGUACUGACCUUUAAGGGUCACAAUUUUAUUCAAAUUAGCUCUUUUAACUUUGUGCUUCCAAUGGCGGAGGUAUGCAUUAUACCAAGUGUCCUUUAGCUCAAAAUGAUUUCUGUGCCAAAUAUUUUCUUUUGUAUUUGCGAAAGAUAAUCCAAAGAUUGAUUAUUAUUUAUUCUUGCAAUUUGAAAUAAAUUUAGCAGUUUCAAGUUUUGUGCUUUUUAUUUUUUCUACAAAAUAUCUGUCCUUAAAAAUUGAAGUUGGCAAUUUUUCAGGGUGGUGGGGUGGUGCAAGUAGCUUGCCUUGCCUAGGGUGCAAAAUAGUCUGGCGCCAGCCCUGAGGGUGGAUUCCUGCAUUGAGCUGGGGGUUGGACUCGAUGGCCUUAUAGGCCCCUUCCAACUCCACUAUUCUAUGAUUCUAUGUAUACAGCAGGUUGACCAUAGAUAUGGAUUCCAGCAGUCACACUUCAGCAGUCACACUUCAGGUUCCUAGCAGGGCUUUUGCACCUUAAAGAUCUUCCAGAGCUCCAGCUAAGCUCUCUCACCUCCAGCCUGAUCUUGCCUGGGUUUCUCGGAUGCCAUAAACCCAGGCUACUGCCUUUGUCAAGACCCCAGGUGGGCAAACCAUGCCCCAUGGUCACCCCAUUGGCUGCUCUCUGUGCAGGCCUGGGGAGUCCCACCCCAAGGCAUCCCAAGGCAUCCAUCCAGACCAGCCCCAAAACUCAUUACAGGACCCUGCAAGGGAGCUACACUUAUUUACUCUUACAUACCAAGAUGGCAAGCUGCAUGAAUCAGUCACUUCAAAGGGUUUUUGUAGCUGGCACGCACACCUCCCCAAACUUUACCUUCAAAGUGUAAAUGUUUUUUCUCUCUCUCUCUCGGCCACUUAGCAAAAACAUUAUUCUGUUUACUCAACGUAUCUCUGUUCCUUUUUUCAGCACAUCGCACACACACGCAAACACACACUGCCAAACAUUACAUUUUCAAAGCAUCUAGCAGAAUUUCCUGGGACUUCCCAGCAAAAAGACUAGAUUCACGGAAUGCUUACUUCUAUGCAUACCAACAUAUAGAAAUAUAUAGAAACAUCAGCCUUCCUGAACAAUACCAUGAAGAACAGGGGUGGGUAGAAAGUAGAUCUGGAACUAUUGCUAGCUUUCUAGGUAGCUGUAGAUCAGCAAAGGUUUCUGACUGCAAAUGAUUUAGCUAGAGCAGUGGUAGAACAACUCCCUUCUGGGGGGGAUGUGCUUCCGGGUGAACGGGUAGCAGCGGAAUCUGUAAGCUCUGGUCUCAAAUAAACUUUGGAAAGCUAUUAAUCUCACCCCAAGCAAGAUAAAAAAAAGAAGGUCACUCUGCAAGAUGUUCUCUGCAUACUCUGAGCCAUAUUUUUGUGAGGUGUCCACCAUUUCUGUACAUACACACCAUAUGGUCCUAGAACAAUGCUAGGUCUGGGACCUUGUUGAAGAUAUAAGAUGGGAACAAAGCAGACUGACACUUUCAAGUCACCUUAUGAGCUGGUGCCAUGAAGAACUUGUCCAAAUGCUUCCGGGAUCUGCAGUCAACCCACACAUUAUUUCGUCAAGCCAAGAGAUUCCUGGCCUCUCCCAUCGCCUCACACUAUGAAAGCAUAAACCGGGGUGAACAGGAAGUGCCCGAAUACUUUAAUUUUGCAAGUGACGUUAUGGAUAAGUGGACCCAAGUGGAAAAGGAUGGGAAGAGGCCUCAGAAUCCAGCCUUCUGGUGGGUGAGUGAUCAGAUGAAAGAGGUGAAGUGGAGCUUUGAAGAACUGGGGAUCUUGUCCCGAAAAACCGCCAACAUGCUCACUGGUCCUUGCGGCUUGCAAAGAGGCGACAGGAUCAUGACGGUUUUACCCCGGGUACCGGAGUGGUGGUUACUGGUCUUGGCUUGUAUACGAACAGGCGUUGUUUUUAUUCCAGGAACAUCCUUGCUAACAGCGAAAGACAUUUCCUACAGGCUCCAGGCUUCCAAGGCCAAAUGCAUUGUUGUCAGUGAAGCGUCAGCUCCCGCAGUGGACUCUGUCAUGUCAGAAUGCAAGUUUCUGCAAACCAAGCUGAUGGUGUCUGAUAGCAGCAGAGAUGGCUGGCUGAACUUCAAGGACUUAUUUGAAGCAGCACCUGCUGAUCACGACUGUGUCAAGACAAAGAGCCAAGAGCCAAUGGUCAUCUACUUUACUAGCGGAAGUAGUGGGUCUCCCAAAAUGGUGGAACAGUCCCAUUGCAGUUAUGGCAUUGGAUUUACAUCCAGUGGCAGGCACUGGAUGAAUCUGACGCCUUCAGAUAUAUUCUGGAAUACGUCGGACAUAGGAUGGGUUAAGUCAGCCUGGAGCAGUGUGUUUGCUCCGUGGAUUAAUGGAUCCUGUGUUUUUGUACAUCACCUGCCGCAAUUUGAGCCUGGAGUCAUACUCAAUACUCUCGCACGUUACCCGGUCACCACUUUCUGCACAGCUGUGACUGCGUUCCGUAUGUUGGUGCAGCACAAUCUCACCAGCUACAAAUUCAUGAGUCUGAAACACUGUGUGACCGGAGGGGAACCGCUCAACCCUGAAGUGAUGGAGCGAUGGAAGGCUCAAACAGGGCUGGAUAUCUAUGAAGGAUACGGGCAAACUGAAACGGUAACAAUAUGUGCUAACGUGAAAGGAAUGAAAAUUAAGCAGGGCUCAUUGGGGAAAGCUUCACCACCAUAUGAUGUCCAGAUUGUUGACGAUCAAGGCAAUAUUCAGCCUCCUGGGGUAGAAGGGGAUGUUGCUAUCAGAAUCAAGCCAAAACGACCAUUUUGUCUCUUCUUACAGUAUAUAGAUAACCCUGAGAAGACAGCAGCCAGCGAGCGUGGGGAUUUUUAUAUCACUGGAGACCGAGCGACCAAAGAUGAAGAAGGCUACAUCUGGUUCGUCGGAAGGUCGGAUGAUGUCAUUAAUUCCGCCGGAUACCGCAUUGGCCCCUUCGAAGUGGAGAGCGCCUUGAUAGAACACCCGGCUGUUUUGGAAUCUGCUGUUGUCAGCAGCCCAGAUCCCAUCAGAGGAGAGGUAGUGAAAGCUUUCGUCAUCUUGUCCCCUGCCUUUUUAUCGCAUGAUCCAGAAGAAUUAACCAGGGAACUGCAGAAUCACGUGAAGAAGGUUACUGCUCCUUACAAGUAUCCUAGGAAGGUUGAGUUUGUCCAAGAUCUGCCAAAGUCGGCUGCUGGAAAAAUUCAAAGAAAUGUAUUAAGGAAACAAGAAUGGAAGAAAGCCUAGAUUCAGCUGAAUAAUUGCAGUGGACGUAUCGCCCAUUCAUCUGCUGUGAUGGAGAAAUUCCCCUUCUUGCUCCUUUACCUAAACUAUUGUUUAGUUCUAAUAUCCCAAGCCAAGAAAUCUGCACGAUCAAAGAAGUUGAACUGUGCUCCUCUCCUAAAGAUGCUCCCCAAAUUCUCUUUGUCUGGCUUUCUUCCCAGUUUUGGGACUUCUGAAUUACCUGACCUUGUUUGCAAAGUGGGACCAACGAUCUGGAAUGCUCCCAUUUUUAAAAAAAAUCCUAACGUCGUACAAUGCCUGUACACAGGUCUUCAGGUUGGCCAUGCUGUUUCCCUUCCCCUAAGCGCUCAAUGUGCUUGACUUACAUUGGCCCUGGUCAGACGACACACUAAACCGUGACUUAGAGGGCCUGUUCAGACAAUACACUAAGCCAUGGUUAGACUGCCAACCCUUUUGCAGCAAAUGUUUAGCGAGUGUGCUUAAACUGUGGUUAUGUAGCCACCAUGCUUAGGAAUGGUUCACACGACAUCUAAGUCAUGGAUCACAUGACACUCUUUAGUGAUAAUGUUUAGCUCAAACUGUUUAACCACUGUGGUUAGCAUGUCAUCUGACUGGCUCCAGUGUGUUGCAGAAGGGUUAGCAGCCUAACCAUGGCUUAGUGUGUUGUCUGAACAGGCCCAUUGACUCGAUUCAGACAUCACACAUAAAGGCUGCAAUGCUAUAUUCAUUUACCUGGGAGAAAGACACAUUGAACAUAGGGUUUUUUAACAUCUGAGUAGACACAUGUAAGAUUGUACUGCAAGGAAGAUGAACUACAGCUGAAGGUGAUGUCGGGAACUGACAACCAAUGAAUUGUAACUGACCAGCAAAGCAUAAUCAGAAACCCACCUUUGAAGUGUGUUUGCAAAUCACAGCUCAUGCUAACUAAACUUUGGUGUGAUGUUUAAAUUGCGGUGGAUAUUUAUUUAUAUUUAUGCAUAUAACUAUAGAGCCAGUGUGGUAUAGUUGCUAAGGUGUUGGACUGGGAGUUGAGAGAUCCGGGUUCUAGUCCCCACUCGGCCAUGGAAACCCACUGGGUGACUUUGGGCCAGUCACAGACUCUCAGCCCAACCUACCUCACAGGGUUGUUGUUGUGAGGAUAAAAUGGAGAGGAGGAGG
Molecule: messenger RNA, 4626 nt
Organism: Elgaria multicarinata webbii
Lineage: Eukaryota; Metazoa; Chordata; Lepidosauria; Squamata; Anguidae
Gene: ACSM5
Product: acyl-CoA synthetase medium chain family member 5
Exons: 15
Coding region: 1744-3471 (575 amino acids)
Biological process (GO): acyl-CoA metabolic process; fatty acid biosynthetic process
Cellular component (GO): mitochondrial matrix
Molecular function (GO): fatty-acyl-CoA synthase activity; fatty acid ligase activity
Source: RefSeq, a predicted model, not a curated record